This is a messenger RNA of Thelazia callipaeda (thelaziosis nematode), 648 nucleotides long. The record is from the annotation of a GenBank genome assembly. Lineage: Eukaryota; Metazoa; Nematoda; Chromadorea; Rhabditida; Thelaziidae.
AUGUGCACUCAACAAGCGAAGUUUACGGUUGCAAAGCACGUAGUUGGUUUCACGAUCAUUGUAUUAGAUGGAUGUAUUUUUAUUUGGGCUGGUGAAAAGAAUCGUUUGGAUUUCCUAUGUUUUGCACAGCAAAUGAAGAGUAUGACUCUGAUGGAAGCGCCGAAGCCAAAUCACUUUACCGAAAGCUUCACUAUAAAAUUGAAUAAACUCUUUCCCAGCAAGCAGGUUUUUUUCUCAACAGAUAUCAACACAGACGAUUCAGCUUUCUGGGCAGAAUUGCUUCAAACGAUUUCAAAUUAUGCUUCAAAUCACAAAGAAUUUUUCGGUCUUUUACUUGUUUCGGUUUACUAUAUGUUGCGAGUUCUACGCCUUCGUAAUAUAUUGCAAAUUUGUGGCAACCAACGCUGUUUUGCUGGUGUUGAAAAAGGUGUUUUAAGUGAAAAAGAUAUUGAGAAUUUAAAGAAGACCCCACGUGGUAAAUUCGACCAACAUAAAGUACAAGGCGAGAGCAAACCUUAUGAUGAUCCGUUUCUCCCUAAACAUCCAGGAGGCGUUAACCCAGAAACUGGAGAAAUUGGUGGACCUGCCGGUCUAGAACCUACUCGUUAUGGAGAUUGGGAACGAAAAGGCCGCUGUAUUGAUUUUUGA